UUUCGAUGCUUUGCGUAAGCAAAACAUCUCACGGAGAGAAAGGGCAGCCGCACGCGCUCGAGCUCGAGUUCUAGGGUUUCCCCGCCGCCUCGCGGAUCUUCGUCCUCUCGCCGCUGGGUGACUCCCAGUUAGUUAAAUUGAAAAUGUCAGAAAUAGAGGAGUACCGGUGCUUUAUAGGCAGCCUCUCAUGGUCAACAACUGAUGAAGAUCUGAAGGAGGCAUUUCAAAAGUUUGGUCAAAUCACUGAGGCAAAGAUUGUUGUUGACAAGUUUUCUGGUCGUUCCCGUGGAUUUGGCUUUGUCACUUUUGAUGACAAGGGAGCUAUGGAAGAAGCUAUCGAAGCCAUGAAUGGGAUGGAUCUGGAUGGGCGAUCUAUUCUUGUGGAAAGAGCUCAACCACAAGGUCCUGCUAGCAGGGAUCGUGAUGGUGGGCGUGACUUUGAUCGAGAUCGAUCUCGUGGGCGUGGUCGCGAUUUUGGUGGUAGUGGACGAGGUUCAAAUAGUGGUGAUUGUUUUAAAUGUGGCAAGCCUGGUCAUUUUGCUAGGGAAUGCCCUUCUGGUGAUGGUGCAAGAGGGGAUGGGUAUGGUGGCAGAGAUGACAGGUAUGGGGGUAGUCGUGGCAAUAAUAAUCGAUAUGGUCCUGACCGGAAUGGUGACCGAUAUAGUGGUCGUAGUAGGGAUGGAGGAGGCCGUGGAGGUGGGGGCAUGGGAGGUGAUCGUUAUAACCGUGAUCGAUCUGGACCAUAUGAACGCCCUAGUGGAGGCAGCUACAGAUCCUGAUCCCAUUGCUGCUUAUGAUCCAGUCAUGGAGCUAGUUUGAUACCAGUACUGGUGAUUAAGGUGGUAGUUGGCCUUGUUACUCGCUUUAGUUAUGGUGUUCUAUGGUACUCUGCUUUGCAUCUGUCAGGCAUGCUACUUUGGUGCUACUUCAGGGCUUGGAUGCCACUGGUUAUAUGAUAAAUGUUGCUAUAAUACAGUGCCCUGUUCUUUCUGGAAAUUGCUGCUGCUUGGUGCUUUAUCGUUUGUGCGUUCCCCAUGUUGGAUUCUGUGCUUUAGUAAGAUCCUUAUCA
Messenger RNA from Musa acuminata AAA Group (dessert banana), 1069 nucleotides. Its product is annotated as glycine-rich RNA-binding protein RZ1A-like. Gene Ontology annotation, molecular function: RNA binding; zinc ion binding. The transcript has 4 exons. Lineage: Eukaryota; Viridiplantae; Streptophyta; Magnoliopsida; Zingiberales; Musaceae. The record is from RefSeq and is a predicted model, not a curated record. Bases 144 to 779 code for a protein of 211 amino acids.